Molecule: messenger RNA, 2769 nt
Organism: Triticum turgidum subsp. durum (durum wheat)
Lineage: Eukaryota; Viridiplantae; Streptophyta; Magnoliopsida; Poales; Poaceae
Source: the annotation of a GenBank genome assembly
AUGGCGGCGGAGGCGGACGACCCGACGGCGGCGUCAGCGACGCUGGAGAAGUUCCGCCUCUACGAAACGCGCGCCAGGUUCUACGUGAUCGGGAGCUCGCGGGAGAAGCGGUGGUUUCGGGUGCUCAAGAUUGACCGCUCGGAGCCGUCGGAGCUCCACCUCAGCGAGGACCCCGUCUGGUACUCCCAGCAGGAGGUCAAGAGCCUACUCCAGCGCAUCGCCGAGGGCAACCGCUCCACCGGCGGCCUCACCUUCGUCACCAAGGCCUACGGCAUCGCAGGAAUCAAGGCUCAGAAAAGCUCUAGGCUUAAAUUCUUAGUUUGCUACUUCCUAGUGCCCAUCUCACGUUGCAUCAAGUUCUUGGAGUCAUAUUACCUGAUUUUAGUCACCAAGCGCCGUCAAAUCGGUUGCAUCUGUGGCCAUGCUAUAUAUUGUAUAGAUGAGAGCCAGAUGAUCACCAUCCCGCACUCAUCUGUACAGACAGAUGUUGCAACCUCUAAGAACGAGCUAAGGUACAAGAAGCUUUUGGCCAGUGUUGAUCUCACAAAGGAUUUCUUCUAUAGCUACACAUACCCAAUCAUGCAGAGCUUGCAGCAGAAUGUCACCUCUGCAGGGAUGAAGGAAACACCUUAUGAAAAUUUGUUUGUAUGGAACACUUUUCUGACAGAGCCGAUUCGCUCAAGGUGCCGCAAUGCUCUGUGGAGUGUAGCUCUCGUUCAUGGACACUUUAAGCAGGUCAAGCUGUCAGUAUUUGGCAGGGAGUUAAAUGUUAUUCUCAUUUCGAGAAGAUCUCGGCAUUUUGCUGGGACACGGUAUUUGAAAAGAGGCGUGAAUGACCAUGGAAAAGUUGCAAACGAUGUUGAAACAGAGCAAAUAGUAUUUGAAGAGGAAGCUGGUUCCUGGAAGGGAAGAAUGAGUGCAAUAGUACAGAUGCGAGGAUCGAUCCCUCUCUUUUGGUCACAAGAGGCUGGCCGACUUAGUCCUAAGCCUGAUAUUUUUGUGCAGAGGUAUGAUCCUACUUAUGAAGCAACCAAGUUACAUUUUGAUGAUCUCGCUCAGCGAUAUGGACAGCCUAUCAUAAUACUUAAUUUAAUAAAGACUGUUGAAAAAAGGCCAAGGGAGAUGAUGCUCAGGCGUGAAUUCUUUAAUGCAGUUGGAUAUCUUAAUCAGAAUGUCCCAGAAGAGAGGAAACUGAGAUUCAUACACUGGGAUUUUCAUAAAUUUGCGAAAAGCAAGUCCGCAAAUGUGCUGGGUGUUUUAGGAGGUGUGGCGAGUGAAGCACUGGACCUUACUGGAUUUUACUACAGUGGGAAGCCAAAAGUUCAGAAAAGAAGGUCUAUCCAGCUUAGUCGAACUAGCACUGCAAGGGAUGUUGAAAUAAGAGCUAGUUCUGGAGACCUUCCGAGACUCUCUAGCAAUGCUGAUGCACUUGGUUCUAUAGCUUCUCAGGAUAUGAGAAAAGAGGAUAGCAAACAUGAGCCUCUUGGUGAUGCUCCUUGUUAUCAAACUGGAGUUCUUCGUACGAAUUGCAUAGAUUGCCUGGAUCGCACAAAUGUCGCACAGUAUGCUUAUGGCCUUGCUGCUUUGGGGAGGCAACUUCAUGCGAUGGGACUGACAGAUGUUUCAAAAAUCCACCCAGAUAGCAGCAUCGCUUCAGCUUUAAUGGAAAUGUACCAGAGCAUGGGUGAUGCACUUGCUCAUCAGUACGGAGGCUCUGCAGCACAUAAUACGGUUUUCCCCGAGAGGCAAGGGAAGUGGAAGGCUACUACUCAAUCUAGGGAGUUUCUGAAAUCAAUUAAACGAUAUUACAGCAAUGCUUACACCGACGGUGAGAAACAAGAUGCUAUAAAUUUAUUUCUGGGUUAUUUCCAACCUCAAGAAGGAAAACCGGCUCUCUGGGAUCUGGAUACUGAUUACUAUCUCCACGUGACAACAGCUGGUGAUGAUAGCUACCAUCUUAGUUCCCCACAUGGAAAUAAUGUGCCCGGGGGAUCUGGAGAUGCCAUGAGCCCAAGACCCACAUUGAGCCCUGUGCCAGCAUGUAAAGAGGACUUUUCUAGGAUGAAACUUACUUCAUUCGACAAACUUAUAGAAAGAACCUGUAGUUCGAUAAGGAAUGUGAGGCUUCACUGUGAUGCUGAUCUAAGGCCAAGUGGUGGUGUUGGAACUUCUGCAAUGGCACCCGAUGCAGCCUUGCUUUUACGAUUCAGUGAGAUACAACUUAAAAGCCCAAACUGGUUGUUUGGUCAAAGAAAACAUGCAGAGACAGUUCCAACAACAAAAGUUACUCCAGUUGAAAAUGCGAACGAGGGAAACAAAGAUGAGACGAAUGUGUCUCUGUGUGGGGAGCUGAACUGGCUUUCCUCCUCGGCAGAUUCAUGCGAGGAGGACAACUUCAGAAGGUAUCUAGCAUUCACGACAGCGGAUGUAGACAAUGGCUGGUACAGUGGAGCACUGCUAUACGAUCAAGAUGAGAACAGCGGUGCUUAUAAACAUUACUCCGAAUUUUGCCAGGGUCCAGUCAUGGAUCCUUUUGAGCACGACCCAGAGAAAGAAGGGCACUACAGGGAGGCUCUUAGCAUGGACAUCGAACUUACGGACGAUGCACAGGUGGAGGCAGAAAUGAAAGCCGCUCUGGACGACUACCAGGUGAUAGGUUCAGACCUGAGCAUCAUCCCGUCGUGCGGCUCCCUCGCCGAGGACCCAAGCCAGCUGACAAGGUGGAUCAUUGGGGACGAGAAGCUGCGCGUCGUCGGCGCUGUGCAGUAG